Trichoderma gamsii is the source of this 468-nucleotide messenger RNA. RefSeq names its product translation initiation factor 1A. Gene Ontology annotation, molecular function: RNA binding; translation initiation factor activity. Lineage: Eukaryota; Fungi; Ascomycota; Sordariomycetes; Hypocreales; Hypocreaceae. The record is from RefSeq and is a predicted model, not a curated record. Bases 1 to 468 code for a protein of 155 amino acids. Gene Ontology annotation, biological process: translational initiation. The transcript has 3 exons. Gene Ontology annotation, cellular component: cytoplasm.
AUGCCCAAGAACAAGGGAAAAGGCGGCAAGAACCGCAGACGAGGAACCAAGGAGAACGAUGACCAGCGCCGAGAGCUGACCUUCAAGGAGGACGGCCAGGAGUACGCCCAGGUCGUGAAGAUGCUGGGUAACGGCCGGCUCGAGGCCAUGUGCUUUGACGGCAGCAAGCGACUUGCCAACAUCCGUGGAAAGAUGCGCAAGAAGGUCUGGAUCAACCAGGGCGACAUCAUCCUCCUCUCCCUCCGAGACUUCCAGGACGGCAAGGGCGACGUCAUCCUCAAGUACACCUCCGACGAGGCCCGUAACCUGAAGAACUUGGGCGAGCUCCCCGAAAACGCCAAGAUCAACGAGACCGACUCCUACGGCCAGGACGGCGACGACAACGCCGGCUUCGAGUUCGGCGCCGACGAGUCCGAGUCUGACGAGUCCAGUGACGAGAAGAAGGAGCUUGACAUUGACGACAUUUGA